Colossoma macropomum (tambaqui) is the source of this 1036-nucleotide messenger RNA. RefSeq names its product zona pellucida glycoprotein 3f, tandem duplicate 2 (gene zp3f.2). The transcript is spliced from 9 exons. Gene Ontology annotation, cellular component: extracellular matrix. Gene Ontology annotation, molecular function: acrosin binding. Gene Ontology annotation, biological process: positive regulation of acrosome reaction; binding of sperm to zona pellucida; egg coat formation. Lineage: Eukaryota; Metazoa; Chordata; Actinopteri; Characiformes; Serrasalmidae. Bases 29 to 1036 code for a protein of 335 amino acids. The record is from RefSeq and is a predicted model, not a curated record.
CUGCUUACUCUGUUCCAGCUCAUCAAACAUGCUUUUCUUAAGGCAGUGUUUUCUUCUUUGUGUAACUGCAGUGUCAGUGUUGUGCUAUGAAGACAUUUAUAUAAAAUGUACAAACAACUCAGUCAUGGUUACAUGGAAGGUCAACAAAGACCUGGCUGAAAAGCCCUUCAGGCUUCUCCUGGGCAGCUGUUUUCCUUCCAAGUUCAUACGGACAGCUGAUGGGGGGGAAGCAAUUUACCAAUACCGCCUGUCUGAAUGUCAUUUCCUACAAAAGAGAACCCAAAAGAAGCUGAUCUAUGAAAACGAGUUGGCCUUCAGGCCAAAGCCUAAGCCAAACCCUGCUGCGUUCACGUAUCCUGUUGUGUGCGCUUCGGAAAGGCCUGAAUGGAUCCAUCCCUUUUUGAGGCCAGGCUUCCAUGGUUUGCGAGGUCAAGGAAGCUUGAUCUUCCACAUAGGUCUUCUGAAUGAUGACCUAAGUGGCCCGGCCCUCUCCGAUUCCUUUCCUGUGGGUUCCUUUAUUCACAUUUGGGCUGCAGUGGAGCAGCAGGCCCAUCAGCCCCUAAUGCUCUAUCUGGAAGAGUGUGUGGCCUCUACAACCCAAACACUGGGACCAGAGUCGCUGAUGUAUCCAAUCAUCACUAACGAAGGAUGUCUUGUGGACAGUAAGACUGGGUACUCCAGGUUCUUGCCAAGAUAUCAUUCCUCUUCAGUUGUGCUUCAGUUACAAGCCUUCAGUUUCGCACUGGAACAGGAAGUGUACCUCCACUGCAGUUUAGUAGUAUGGGACCCUGAGUAUCCAAAUGAAGAAAAGAAGGCUUGCAAUUACAAUAAAGACCUUGGAGGAUGGGAACUUUUAGAUGACCCUUCAAUGAGUGACCUGUGCCGCUGCUGUGAUUACAGCUGCUCGCAGCGGGUGAAGCGGGGUUUACAGUCAGAAUUCCGAGGCCUAGCUCAAAGCGUUGUAUUAGGACCACUGACUAUAACGGCAAGCCCGUCAAGACAUGGCAAUCCAAUUCAAGAUGGUCAUAACAGCUAG